CCUCGCGGGUGAUAAUAACCACAGUCAUCCUGCCAACUAUCCUUGUAGCCACGUCAGAUUUUAAAAAAAAGUUUUCCUGGGCCUAGACUGGGUUGAUGGGGCUGCUACCAUCUCCGUGCAACCUGCAGACUGGCACCUACACUCAGUGAGAGCCUUGACACGGGCCUCAGCACUCUUGAAGAGUGAAGACACUCGCCUCAGGAAUGUAACUUGAGUGGAAGAUAGUGGUCUCCUGUAUACGGAUAACUUUUGUAUGCUUAUAUGCACUGUGAGCUGCCAUUUUAGGCUGCUGCUAAACUGCUUGAGUUGCCUAGACUUUCCUGUAUACCAAUGUUUGUUGAGGAGAGUGGGGAGGAAAGACUUGGAAAGUGAAGGUUGGAUCCUGUGUAUCAUUAUCGUCCCAACACUGGCAGCUCCUCCACAAAGAGCCCCCUCCAGAAAUAACCAAAAGAACGAUUCGGAAAGUUUGAAGUUUGAAAAACCAAACUCCACAGCAGAUUACCAAGAGCAACCAUCAGACAGUUUGCAUGAGAAAUUAACUGAGAGAGAUGAGGAAUUUUCAAAACUAACAGAAGAUGUGGAUAGUGACUCUAUUCAGGAAAAAGCACCAAAGAUUGACCUAGAUAAAGAAAAGUCUCAAAUGGAAGGAGAUGAUUCAAAUCAGAAUGACAAUAUUCAAAAAGAAGUAGAUCAGGAAAAAGUUGAUAAAGGGGAUAAUGCAAAUGAGGCAGGAUCUGUAAUAGAAAGUCCUUUGGAUUCUAGUGAGAAAGAAGGGGCCCCUUGGAUGGGAAAACCCCAACUUAUGUAG
Molecule: messenger RNA, 808 nt
Organism: Cherax quadricarinatus
Lineage: Eukaryota; Metazoa; Arthropoda; Malacostraca; Decapoda; Parastacidae
Product: trans-Golgi network integral membrane protein 2
Source: RefSeq, a predicted model, not a curated record